Acanthaster planci (crown-of-thorns starfish) is the source of this 708-nucleotide messenger RNA. RefSeq names its product translation initiation factor IF-2-like. Lineage: Eukaryota; Metazoa; Echinodermata; Asteroidea; Valvatida; Acanthasteridae. The record is from RefSeq and is a predicted model, not a curated record.
AUGAGCGUCGGCCGCAAUGCGGGGCUUCACCUGGCGGCCCCCAGACUCGCAAGCCCGAUAGACUCCUUGAUCCGUGUUUCAAGACGGGUCGGCAGGGCUCGCGACAUUCGCCCGCGGACCCAGGGCACCUCAGCGCGGCCGACACCGGCCCGGACGGGGACCGCCGGCCCGGCGCCACCUGGGACGGUCGAGGCGGGCGGGGCCCUCCGGCGGGCCGGGAGGCCCGGCGGCCGCUGCGGGGAGGCGGCGCGCAGGCGGGCGCAGCCCGUCGUCCCUUCCUCAACCGGGCGGCCGGCGCAACCACGGCCGGUCUCUAGGCUCUCCGACCGCCCCCCCCCCGGUCGGGGGAGCCGGGGUGGCCGGAGGAGCCCCAACAGGCCGGCCUAUGCGGGCCCGGAUGCCCAGCCUGUCGCGGGCGCCUUGCCCGGGAGAAGUGCAUGCUGCUGGGCGCGGAGGCGCCCUGAGACCCCGGCUAGGAGGCCUUNCGCGACAUUCGCCCGCGGACCCAGGGCACCUCAGCGCGGCCGACACCGGCCCGGACGGGGACCGCCGGCCCGGCGCCACCUGGGACGGUCGAGGCGGGCGGGGCCCUCCGGCGGGCUGGGAGGCCCGGCCCGGCUGCCGCUGCGGGGAGGCGGCGCGCGGGCGGGCGCGGCCCGUCGUCCCUUCCUCGGCCGGGCGGCCGGCGCAACCACGGCCGGUCUCUAG